Paramecium sonneborni is the source of this 210-nucleotide messenger RNA. Lineage: Eukaryota; Ciliophora; Oligohymenophorea; Peniculida; Parameciidae. The record is from the annotation of a GenBank genome assembly.
AUGUAUUAAACAACCAUUUUAGAGGACAAUGAAAAUAUAUAAGAAGAUUGUAAAUCAAAAAGAUAUGCAGCUAGAGGCAUAAAAUUUGAAAAUUAACCAAAAUACAACAGCAAAUCUAUAAGACUGGAUUCGAUUAAUUGGCAUUAUUUGUGUAACAUAUCUCUUAAUUAUUUUAUUAUGGGCAUUAUAUAUUUGAUGUGUAUUAUAUGA